AUGCCAAGCAUCUCAAUUCGGAAACGGCCAAGUGUCGAAGAGGAAAAGGCCGCGUCCACAUUUCAGUUUUAUCGAAAGUCGGCGCGUGGAAAGGUUCAAAAGCUUGUUCGCGAGACGUACUACCGAGAUGAUAUCCCAUGUGGCAGCAACGAAUGCAGCCUGUGUGGGCCACUCAUGUACCGGAACGAGACCGCUGGGAGCAGUCUAGCGCCCCGACAGCCAACACUCGAAAAGCAGGGUAUUCAAAAUACGUACCUUGGGUCGCCACAUUAUGUUAUUGUCGAUACCAAUAUCGUGCUUCACCAAAUGGAUAUGCUGGAAUCCGCCGUGUUCACCAACGUCAUCAUCCUCCAAACGGUUGCUAUCGAGACACGCAACAGGAGUCUUCCGCUGUACAACCGCUUGCGCGCACUGAUGAAUGAUCCGGACCGCCACUUUUGGCUUUUCUACAACGACUUCCACGCCGAAACGUGUGUUGCGCGCGACACCACUGAAACGCCAAACGACCGCAACGAUUCUGCUAUUCGUUGUGCAACUGCAUGGUACGGCAAGCACCUUGGAUGCCAGGAUACUGGUUUGGAUGUUGUGCUGGUCAGCGACGACGUGGCGAAUGUUCACAAAGCGCGCAAGGCCAGUUUGCAUGCGUGCAAUAUGCGCGAAUACAUUACUGGUUUUGCUGUCGCUGAGCAGCUACAAGAGCUUAUGUCUGCACGCACACUGGAAACGGAAAGGCAUCCCGAACUGCAGCGUGGCUUGCAAGUUUACGAAGAAUACUGGGCCGCGACGCAGCUCGAGGCCGCAGCGCGCGUAGGAACACUGCACAAAGGUCACUUUAAUGCGAGUGCGUACAACUUUUUGGAAGGUUCUGUCCGGAUCGAGAAGUUUUCCGAGCCUGUUCUGCUGCUAGGCCGUGAAGCGAUGAACAGGGCCGUGGAUGGCGAUGUUGUCUACGUCGCACUGCUCCCCGAAUCGGAGUGGAAAGGGUCUACGAAUACUGUGCUCGAGUCCGACGUCGCGCAGCGCAACGAUGACGCGCGCAACAGCGAUGUGGAAGAGGAAGAGAGCGAUGAUUUCGAUGGUGCAGACAACACGCUGCGUUUCGCUGAGAGCAACGUGCACAAGAAACAACCUACCGGACGGGUUGUGGGCGUUGCGCGCCGCCAUUGGCGCUCGUACGUCGCGCACAUUGAAAACUCUUCAGUGAAUGAAAGCAGUGUUGGGACUCGUAGCAUGCAGACCGUAUUUGCAUCCCCUGUGAACCGCAGAAUUCCACGCAUCAAGAUCCGCACACGGCAAAUUGGCGCUCUGCUCGGCCAAAAAAUCCUAGUCGCGAUGGACGAAUGGCGUGCGACGAGCAGGUAUCCCGAAGGCCACUUUAUCCGCGCCCUCGGUGCUGCAGAGACAAAAGAAGCCGAGCAAGAGAGUUUGUUACUCGAAUACGACGUCCCGUACCGUCCUUUUAGCAAGUCGAUUCUUGCUUGUCUGCCACCCGAAGGUGAUCAAUGGGCCGUUCCGCCCUACGACCCAAACAAUGCCGUGUGGUGCAACCGCAAAGAUCUGCGCGAGGAGAACAUUUGCAGCAUCGAUCCGCCAGGCUGCCAGGAUAUUGACGACGCAUUGCACGCAAAAGAACUGCCCAACGGGAAUAUUCAGGUCGGCGUGCACAUUGCCGAUGUGUCGCAUUUUGUCAGCGCGGAUACGCCCAUGGAUGCGGAAGCUGCAUCGCGAGGCACAACGGUGUAUCUGGUUGACAAGCGCAUUGACAUGCUUCCGCACCUACUUGGCACGAAUCUGUGCUCAUUGCGCCCUUUUGUGGAGCGCUUGGCGUUCAGUGUCGUUUGGGAAGUCACGCCCGAUGCCGAAAUUGUGCACACUGCGUUUUUUAAGUCGGUGAUUGCAAGCAAAGCCGCGUUUACCUACGAGGAAGCACAAACCCGCAAAGACGAUGCGUCGCUGAACGAUGCAAUUACCAAGAGCAUCCGCUUGCUCAACACAUUGGCGAUCAAACUAAAGCAGCGCCGCAUGGAAAACGGUGCGCUGAACUUGGCGUCGCCCGAAGUGCGCAUCCAUCUUGACUCUGCCGAAUCGUCGGGCCCGAUCGAUGUAGAGCAAAAGGAGAUGCGCGAGACCAACAGCCUUGUUGAGGAGUUUAUGCUCCUUGCAAACACGAACGUGGCACGCCGCAUUUACGAAGCGUUUCCGACAACGGCCGUGCUUCGUCGCCAUAUGCCGCCGCCUUCUGAAAACUUCGAAGUACUGCAAGAUAUUUUACAAAAGCGGCGGGGUAUGGAGUUGGAUGUGGCCAGCUCCGGUGCUUUGGCUGACUCGCUCGAUCGCUGUGUAGAUCCCAAGGACCCGGCGUUUAACACGCUCGUGCGCAUUUUGGCUACGCGAUGCAUGUUGUCCGCAGAGUACUUUUGCACGGGCAACGUCGCGCGCAACGCAUUUGGCCACUAUGGUCUUGCGAUGGAUAUGUACACGCACUUUACGAGCCCUAUUCGUCGGUAUGCCGACGUCUUGGUACACCGCCAACUUGCUGCCGCGAUUCAAGUCGCUCCGCUGCCCUCGGAACUGUACAGGAAACAAUAUGUCGAAAACACACUAGACGUGGUCAACCGACGCCAUCGUGCUGGGCAGAUGGCGGGACGCGCAUCGGUAGAGUUUUACGUCGGCCUUGCGAUCAUGGCACGUAAUGCAGAGUGCGGCGCGAAUGCUACCGAAGUAGGCAAGGCGGACAAGACAGCACAGCCGCUGUUGCGUGCCGAUGCGUACAUUGUGCGCACGUUUCGCAAUGGUGUGGCGGUGUUUGUGAACCAGUACGGACUCGAGGACCUGAUUACAUUCAAGCAGGACUGCGAGUUUGAUUCGUCGACCUACCAAGUCACUGUACCCAAGCACAUCUCUGGCCUUGCCACGGAUCUCACGCUCGGUAUAUUUGAUCGAUGCACGGUGGAAAUCGGAGUGGAGAAAGAUAAAAACACCAAGCGCGGUCGUACGAAAAUGGCGCUUGUAUUGUAG
Molecule: messenger RNA, 3018 nt
Organism: Malassezia vespertilionis
Lineage: Eukaryota; Fungi; Basidiomycota; Malasseziomycetes; Malasseziales; Malasseziaceae
Gene: DIS3
Product: exosome catalytic subunit dis3
Exons: 1
Coding region: 1-3018 (1005 amino acids)
Biological process (GO): rRNA catabolic process
Cellular component (GO): cytoplasmic exosome (RNase complex); nuclear exosome (RNase complex)
Molecular function (GO): 3'-5'-RNA exonuclease activity; RNA binding; endonuclease activity
Source: RefSeq, a predicted model, not a curated record